Molecule: messenger RNA, 1909 nt
Organism: Odocoileus virginianus texanus
Lineage: Eukaryota; Metazoa; Chordata; Mammalia; Artiodactyla; Cervidae
Product: dipeptidase 2-like
Biological process (GO): proteolysis
Molecular function (GO): metallodipeptidase activity
Source: RefSeq, a predicted model, not a curated record
CCCGGCCCUGUGCAGCAUGCCGAGUGGGGGCCUCGAGCAUCCCCACGUGUGCACCCAGCGGCCUCUGCUGCUCCUGCUGUGGCUGCUGUUGCAGUUGGUAACCCGCGCCCAGACAGCACCGGAUGCCCCUAUCGCCCUGACCAGACUGGACACCUCCAGCACACCAAGUCUGGGGGAGCGUGCGCGGGCCCUGAUGCAGGACUUCCCACUUGUGGAUGGCCACAACGACAUGCCCCUGGUCCUGAGGCAGUUUAACCGCAAGGGCCUACAGGAUGUUAAUCUGCACAGUUUCAGCCACGGCCAGACCAGCUUGAACAGGCUUAAAGACGGUCUCGUGGGUGCCCAGUUCUGGUCAGCCUACGUCCCAUGCCAGACCCAGGAACGCGAUGCUGUGCGCCUCACCCUAGAGCAGAUUGAUCUCAUCCACCGCAUGUGUGCCUCCUAUUCUGAGCUGGAGCUUGUGACCUCAGUUAAAGCUCUGAAUGGUACCCGGAAGUUGGCUUGCCUCAUCGGUGUGGAGGGUGGCCACUCACUGGACAGCAGCCUCUCCGUCCUGCGUACCUUCUAUGUGCUGGGUGUGCGCUACCUGACACUCACGCACACCUGCAACACGCCCUGGGCAGAGAGCUCAGCUAAGGGCAUCCACCCCUUCUACAGCGAUGUCAGAGGGCUGACCAGCUUUGGUGAGAAGGUGGUGGCAGAAAUGAACCGUCUGGGCAUGAUGGUGGACUUGUCCCAUGUCUCAGAUGCCGUGGCACGGAGAGCCCUAGAAGUGUCGCAGGCACCUGUGAUCUUCUCCCACUCGGCUGCCCGGGCUGUGUGCGAGAGCACCCGGAAUGUUCCUGAUGACAUCCUACAACUUUUGAAGAAGAACGGUGGCAUUGUGAUGGUGUCUUUGUCCGUGGGGGUGCUGCAGUGCAACCCGCUAGCCAAUGUGUCUACUGUGGCAGAUCACUUUGACCACAUUAGGGCUGUCAUCGGAUCCAAGUUCAUCGGGAUUGGAGGAGAUUAUGACGGGGCUGGCCGGUUCCCACAGGGUCUGGAGGACGUGUCCACAUACCCAGUACUCAUAGAAGAGUUGCUGAGGCGUGGCUGGAGUGAGGAAGAGCUCUGGGGUGUCCUUCGAGGAAACCUGCUGCGGGUCUUCAGCCGGGUGGAACAGGUUCGGGAGGAAAACAAGGGACAGAGUCCCUUGGAGGAUGAGUUCCCAGACGAGCAGCUGGGAAGCUCCUGCCGCUCCGUCCUCUCGCAUCUGCAGCAGAGAGAAAAUCUGGCUCAAGACCAGAAACUAACCAGAACUCCAAGGCAUGGGAAUCCUAUUUUGUCACCUAUGUGGUUAUUCUCAAAAUCUUUCCCCAACACAGCCCCGGGCCUCACAGUUAUUACUGCCUUCCUGGUCCUCAUUCUUUGGGUCUGGUGAUCCAUUAAUCCUGCCAGAUGUCACUUUGGCAGAUGCAGACAUCCACAAAGUUUCCUAUCAUGCAAGCACAAACAUUUCCCCAAAAUAAACAUUUCAGAAAUGGAAUCAGUAUGAGCUGUCCUUCUCUGUAGUGGGGCCUGUGGUACAGGCCCCAACACUGGGGUUUGGUGGGGGACCCUGCAGUUCAGACACCAGGUACUCAAGACAGACCUGUUGGCAGUGGCCUGAGGCCAGGGUGUUUGGCUCAGCACCAGAAGACAAUGGAAGGCUCUGGCUGCAGGAAGGCGGACUCUACUCAUUCCCUCUGAGUAGCUCACCUCAAUCCUGACCCACUGUCUAUCACCUGGAGAUCUUUUAGGGAAUUCUGGCUCAGAUUCCCAAGAAAAGAACCUGCCUGGAUCACAAAUGAUCUUUGUUCCUAUUUGGACAGAGCCAGAAUGUCAGGCUACUUAAUGGGCCACAGACCUCUAAUGGUUGGACAGCUCUGAG